Messenger RNA from Lathyrus oleraceus (garden pea), 651 nucleotides. RefSeq lists its product as uncharacterized. The transcript has a single exon. Bases 1 to 471 code for a protein of 156 amino acids. The record is from RefSeq and is a predicted model, not a curated record. NCBI's taxonomy places the organism in Eukaryota, Viridiplantae, Streptophyta, Magnoliopsida, Fabales, Fabaceae.
AUGAAGAUGAAAUGUCAAGGGAAUGCUCGAGUUCAAAGGGCUCAACUCAACCGCCUUCGCAGAGAGUUUGAGGUCCUAGCUAUGAAACAAGGUGAAGCAAUUGGUGAUUAUUUUAGCCGAGUGAUGAUGAUUGCAAAUGAUAUGAGAAAUUACGGAGAGGAUAUGGCUGAUGUCAAGAUCGUAGAGAAGAUCUUGAGAACCCUCACUAAAAAAUGGAACUAUAUAGUUUGUUCCAUAGAAGAGUCAAAGGACAUUGAUGAGCUCUUUUUUGAUGCUUUGCAGAGUUCUCUUCUUGUCCAUGAACAAAAGUUUAAGAAAGAUGGAGACGAAGAACAUGCUCUCAAGGUGUCCUAUGAUGAAAGAAAUGGUGGAAGAGGACGAGGAAGAAGCACUUUCAGAGGAGGAAGAGGCAGAGGCAGGGGUCGACAAAGUUACAACAGGGCGACCGUCGAAUGCUACACAUGCCAUUAGCUAGGACACUAUCAGUACGAGUGUCCAAAUUUAUCGAAGCAAGCAAACUAUGUUGAGCUUGAAGAAUCAGAAGAGAUGCUGCUUAUGGCAUAUGUUGAAUCUUCUAGAAUCAAUCAACAAGAUGUGUGGUUUCUGGACACUGGAUGCAACAACCAUAUGUGUGGUGAUUCUUCACUAUUC